This is a messenger RNA of Caenorhabditis remanei, 558 nucleotides long. RefSeq lists its product as uncharacterized. Gene Ontology annotation, molecular function: RNA polymerase II transcription regulatory region sequence-specific DNA binding; DNA-binding transcription activator activity, RNA polymerase II-specific. The record is from RefSeq and is a predicted model, not a curated record. Gene Ontology annotation, cellular component: nucleus. Lineage: Eukaryota; Metazoa; Nematoda; Chromadorea; Rhabditida; Rhabditidae. Gene Ontology annotation, biological process: regulation of transcription by RNA polymerase II. The transcript is spliced from 3 exons. Bases 1 to 558 code for a protein of 185 amino acids.
AUGUAUCCAACUCAACAAUCACAAUUCCAAUAUCGUCCGGAUCAAUAUGUCGCUUAUCACCAUCCACACCAACAAUAUCAACCACCACAACAUAACUUUCAUUAUCAACAACCGCAAGUAGUCCACGAAUCCAAUGUGGUUCCACCAGACCCAUUCAGUUCAAUUGAGCCAAUGGAGACAACUGUCCAACCAAAGGAGCAAAUCUUGGAGGAAAUCGUCCGCGAAUGCGAGGAAAUCGAGCGUCGCUCAAACUCCAGUGAUUCUCCAGUCUCCAAUUGGUCUUCUGACGAACAAGAUGGUCCAUCAUCCGUUAAAUCUUAUCAUCCAUACAAAACACCUGAGAAGAAGGAGAGAAAGAAGGCUCAAAACCGUUUAGCCGCUACCAGAUACCGUGAGAAGAAGCGUCGUGAGAAGGAAGAGGCUAUGACUUGCAUCGAAGGUCUUUCUGUCACUAACUCAAAACUCAAGGAUCAGGUAUCCGAGCUCGAACGCGAAGUCCGAUAUUUCAAAAAAUUCAUGCUCGAAAUGGGAAUGAAGAAUUUGGAAAUCAAGAUCUAA